AUGGCUAAUAAUCAGGAACGCAACAGUAACUUCGAUCCCGCUGCAACCCCUCGGCUUCAAUACCCGACAUUCCCCCCCUUAAGUCGCUCGGUCGAAGAGUGGUUGUCUCAAUCACGACCGACCAUGUCGACCAACAACCCGCACCACGAACGCCCGUCUAGUGCCCUCAGCGAGAGCUGGGCCACCCUCAGCACUUCGGAUAUACACUCUGAAGAUGGCACUCGAUCGGAGCAGACGGAUAUGGCUUCUCUCAUUGACCAAAAUGGUCCUGAUGAUGUAGCCAGCCUCGAUGACCGAGAGAGCAGCGGUUACGACGAUGACGAUGUCAACAACUCUCAAAGUGAGGAAGAGGAUGCGGACAACGAGGAUGAAGAGAGUGUUAUAGAGGAUUCGCGAGAGCUUCCACUACCUCUAUUUGCUCGUGACCUGCCACCCGUGGAGGAUAGCAACCUCACAACCAAACCCUUCAUGUCGCACUCAUCUGACUCUAUCGAAUUCUCAGAGCCCGAAGAUUGGCCUGAGGUACAACGGGUUCAGCUCAAACACACAAUCGAUAUUCUAAAUGAUGAGGAGACUGCUGCUCUGAAGGAUCAGCUUCCUAUGAACCUUGACGACUGUCAGCUAGCCAUCACCGUGCAGCAGACCAUGACCAAGCAGGGACUGGACCUAGAUAAGCCUUUUCGUGUGCUCUAUAUGGGCAACCCUGAGUUCCGCAACAUCAUUCUCGACAAGAUCGGCGACGUGCUCGUGUCCAGCUCCACCCGCAGUCUGGGAAGCAGCUCAACUGAGUCUUCUAGAUAUCAUGUAGUUCCUACUUCUUUUGGAAUCGGGGCUACUCCGAAUUAUGCAGAGCUUCUCCCUAUUCAUGUGCAGCUAGUCGUCGAUGAAUGCAUCGGUGCCGUCUCGGAAUCCCACCGAACGCCUAGUGGCACCGAUAUUACGCUCAACUUUAAGAACCGUCCAUCUUGUUCGUCCGUCUGGACUGGAUCGGAGCAUCAGAUCCUCUCAGAUACCGAGUGGUCUAUUCCGGAUCUAUCUAUCUUCCUUGUUUCAGAUCGUGAUGGUGAAGCUAGCAUGCGUGCGAGGCACCUUGCUCAGAACUUCAUGAAAAUACACGGCAUUCCCGUAUUAAUCAUAUCGGAGGAACCUCUCUGGAGGAAGCCCGGCCAGCACCUCUUCCCCUUCGAUCAUCAGAGCCUACACCUCUGCCUGGAAUCUCGUCGUUCUCUCACCGGAGAGACUGUUGUUGUGGAACGCUAUCCGAUUGAUGUGAAGACUUUCGAGUCAAUAACCCCUAGUCAACUAAAUCGGCAUCUCGCAUCACUCUCAGAGUUGCGUCCUCGAAAGGUGUCUACGAGCUCUACUACGUCGCUACCACAAAAACCAGUCGAGCCAAAUCUGUUCUAUGAUGCUGAGAAGUAUCCUUCAUCGAGCAUUUUCUCCGCUUGUAACGGGCGUGCUCAUGAGCUUGCACCUUUCCUGCGCGUAUUAAUGCUAUCGAUUGUCCUCGCAACGUCGUUAUCCCUAGGAUAUAGUGCUCUCCGUGCCGUAGCUACCUUUAUCGUAUCAAUCAUUGGAGGAGCGGCCGUAUCUUCCUCGGCCGCAAGUGUCGUUCCAACCACGAUUACCACAACAACAACGAUAUUUCCGGCUGCCAACACAGCUGGACUGGCUUCACUCGCGUUAAAAUCCCGUUCUACUGAUUUGAGUGAGAGGUUCGAAACGCUAUCCGUUGGUCCUGUAAGCGACUUCUCUGAUAUCUCGAAACUGCUCAAGGAUCAACCCAGCCAGAAUGAUGCAAUCCAGUUUCAGGUUAUUGGAGAUUGUCAUGUUAUCAUCAAACAACCCGCCGCAGCAAAGAACCAUAGAUUUGAUAUCAGAGUGACACGGGGCAAUAUCUCGUUACCUUACGAACUAGCGAAGCUCUUUGAUGGCGUUUACACUCUUCGACUGAAUCGUGAGGAUGCAUAUGGACUUGUCAAUGUUACUGUAUCAUCGCGAUCCAAGCAACCACGAGAGGAGACUCUUGAGGUCGACUUUGGUACACCGUGGUUGAAGAUUGAGAACUGGAAACGAGCAGCACAAGCAGUAUCAUCACAAAUCAAAAAGGAUUUCGACAGUGCUCAGACGGGUCUCUCAGAUAUCUAUACUCGUCUGUCCACAGACGUUCAGUUGUGGGUGGAUGACGCGGUAAAGAAAUCACACAGUAUACGAAAGGAAGCAGAGUCUCUUCGUUACGACAGUGGACAGCUCAAGGCCAACCUGCACAAGAUCAUGGAACAGUCGAAGGAAUUAAGUGAUUUAGUCACGCGUGGCGCCUCGCGUCAGAUCGAUGCAGCUUCCGCGGCCUUGGAGAAGGUUCAUAAGCAUAGCGUCGCUAUGAACAAAGUAGCACACGACGUCUUUGACGAAACUUGUAACUUUCUGGGCACCCGACUGAAAGAUUUGGAGGGUCUUCAGACCCAGCUACAAGAAGCUAUUCCGACAGGUAUCUUGUCGCGAGCUCAAAAGUCUGCGAAGAAACUCACAGCAGAGAAGUUGUGGCCUCCACGUCGACCAUGA
Talaromyces stipitatus ATCC 10500 is the source of this 2562-nucleotide messenger RNA. RefSeq lists its product as uncharacterized. The transcript has a single exon. The coding region runs from base 1 to 2562 and encodes 853 amino acids. NCBI's taxonomy places the organism in Eukaryota, Fungi, Ascomycota, Eurotiomycetes, Eurotiales, Trichocomaceae. The record is from RefSeq and is a predicted model, not a curated record.